AUUGAUUUUCUAGUGGCUACCUUGGCUGUGGACUGCAGCACGCUUCCUGACGGUGUCUAUGAGGCCGGAUGUAGGUCCUUUGCCAGAUGUACAGGGGCUGAGGUCACCAUUGUUGACUGCGACAAAGGAAACGUCUUCAACAACGCAACCGGAAGUUGUGACGAUCCCCAUAAUGUCCCACCUCCCUGUGGCGUCAUGAGGGAUUGCUCAAACAAGAAGGACGGGAAAUACGCAGAUAUGGAUCAGCACUGUAGCAGCUAUUAUACCUGCUUCGCUGGAAAAUUCCUCGGCCAUAACGUAUGUCCUGCAAAUUUGGUCUUCAAUGAAGAAUUACAAACUUGUGAUUGGAAAGACAAUGUCAAACCACCUUGUGGAUCCAAAACGUCAUAAAUAACUUCUAGGAUUCCUUAAAAAAAGAAUUUUAAUAUAUAUCAUUCGAGUAAAUCAUCGGAUAAAAAGAUUAUGGGAAAGAUUGGAUAGUUUUCUUCAUGCUUACCGUACGUUUAUUUAUGUUUCUCGUGUGAAAACUUGAUCAUGUGACCUAUACUUUAAAAAAAAAUUUUGUUAGUUAUCAGUUUUAAUGUAUAUUUAUUUCUGUCUGUUUCUGUCUAUAUACUUCAUGUAGCUCCUUUAGCUUUGACAAACUAUACAAGAUCUUUCAAAAAUUACCCUGAUUGCAACAAAAAGUAUUUUGUGCUUAUUCACAUAUAAUAUGAAUAUAAGUGCAAUCGGUUGAAAAGAAGACUUCAAUUUAAUAUGUUACUUUUUCAUUAUAUGAGUAAAAUCUGGUGAUUUUGAAGAAAAAUCACUAAAAAGUUGAA
Molecule: messenger RNA, 821 nt
Organism: Saccostrea cuccullata (small rock oyster)
Lineage: Eukaryota; Metazoa; Mollusca; Bivalvia; Ostreida; Ostreidae
Product: chondroitin proteoglycan-2-like
Exons: 3
Cellular component (GO): extracellular region
Molecular function (GO): chitin binding
Source: RefSeq, a predicted model, not a curated record